Hydra vulgaris (swiftwater hydra) is the source of this 2357-nucleotide messenger RNA. Its product is annotated as 1,4-alpha-glucan-branching enzyme. The record is from RefSeq and is a predicted model, not a curated record. Gene Ontology annotation, biological process: glycogen biosynthetic process. Gene Ontology annotation, molecular function: cation binding; hydrolase activity, hydrolyzing O-glycosyl compounds; 1,4-alpha-glucan branching enzyme activity. NCBI's taxonomy places the organism in Eukaryota, Metazoa, Cnidaria, Hydrozoa, Anthoathecata, Hydridae. Gene Ontology annotation, cellular component: cytoplasm.
GUUUUAUAAUCUUAAUGCUAAUCGAUAUUAAUAAAAUGUUUACAGUAUAAUAAUAACCGUAAUGUGAAGUGCAAUUUUUGGUCUAUAAUAAAUCCACGAGACUGAAAAAAUGACGGUUGUUCCUGAACUUCAGAACCUUCUUAGUUUAGAUGGUUAUUUAAAAGAUUUCAAAGAUGAAAUAAUUAGAAGAUAUCAAAGUUUCCAAACUUUGGUGAGCUACAUUGAAAAAAAUGAAAAUGGUAUUGAUGUUUUUUCUGAGGGGUAUAAACAAUAUGGUUUACAUGUCACAGAAAAUGGUUUAAUGUGUAGAGAAUGGAUUCCUGCCGCAAAUGAAGUUUUCAUAUAUGGAGAUUUUAAUAAUUGGAAUUCAUCAUCACACAAGAUGUUAAAAAAAGAGUUUGGUAAAUGGGAAAUAAUUUUUCCAAAAAACUCUGAUGGAAGUCAGCAGAUAAAGCAUCUUUCUAAAUAUAAGCUUCUUAUUAAGACUGCAAAUGGUGAACUGCUAGAGAGAAUAUCUCCAUGGGCAAAUUAUGUUGUUCAAAAUAAUACCACUACAUUAAUGGAACCUGUGUUCUGGAAUCCACAAAACCCAUACAUUUUUAAAAAUAAGCAACCUGCUAAGGCAAAGAGUUUAAGAAUUUAUGAAUCUCAUAUUGGUAUUUCAUCUGAAGAAGGCAAAGUAGCUUCUUAUAAAGAAUUUCAGAAUGAUGUUCUGCCACACAUUAAAGAUUUAGGCUACAAUACAAUUCAGCUAAUGGCAAUUAUGGAACAUGCCUAUUAUGCAUCAUUUGGAUACCAAGUUACAAGUUUCUUUGCACCAUCCAGUCGAUAUGGAACUCCAGACGAACUAAAAGAACUAAUAGAUGAAGCUCAUGGUAUGGGUAUUGCAGUUUUAUUGGAUGUUGUGCAUAGUCAUGCUUGUAAAAAUGUUUUAGAUGGAUUAAAUAAGUUUGAUGGAACAAAUGGAUGCUUUUUCCAUGACAACGAGCGUGGGUAUCAUGAUCUUUGGGAUAGCAGAUUGUUUGAUUAUAAAAAUUGGGAAGUCCUUCGUUUUCUUCUUUCUAACUUGCGUUGGUAUAUUAAUGAGUUUAAGUUUGACGGUUUUCGGUUUGAUGGUGUUACUUCAAUGCUCUACAAUCAUCAUGGAUUAAGUUUUGGAUUUAGUGGUGAUUACAAUGAAUACUUUAGUGCAGCAACUGAUACUGAAUCUUUGAACUAUCUACAACUUGCAAAUUAUAUGUUGCAUACACUUUAUCCUGAAAUUAUCACUAUCGCUGAAGAUGUUAGUGGAAUGCCCACAUUAUGUCGACCUGUUUCAGAAGGUGGUAUUGGUUUUGACUAUAGAUUGGCUAUGGCUAUACCAGAUCAAUGGAUCAAGAUCUUAAAAGAGAAAAGGGACGAAGACUGGGACAUGCAAAAUAUUGUUCACACAUUAGAAAAUCGACGCUAUAAAGAAAAAACAAUUGCAUAUGCUGAAUCACAUGACCAAGCUCUUGUUGGUGACAAAACAUUGGCAUUUUGGCUGAUGGAUAAGGAGAUGUAUGAAUAUAUGUCAGUAUUUAAACCUCUUACACCUGUCAUUGAAAGAGGUAUUGCUUUGCAUAAAAUGAUCAGAUUGCUUACAUGCGGACUUGGUGGUGAGGGUUACUUAACAUUCAUUGGAAACGAAUUUGGUCAUCCUGAGUGGCUUGACUUUCCUCGAGCAGGGAAUAAUAGUAGUUAUCAUUAUGCUCGAAGACAAUGGAGUUUAGUAAAAGAUAAAACACUUCGAUUCAACCACCUUAAUGAGUUUGACAAAGCAAUGAUGCAUUUAGAAGAAAAAUAUGGUUGGUUACACGCAGAACCUGGAUAUGUGGCAUGCAAACAUAAUGACGAUAAAGUUAUCACAUUUGAAAGAGGAGGAUUAGUGUUUGUAUUCAAUUUCAACAUACAUAAAAGUUUUGUUGACUAUCGUGUUGCUGUUGACACACCUGGAAAAUAUAAAAUUGUAUUGGAUUCUGAUGCUGAGAUUUUUGGUGGACAUAAUAGAUUAGAUCAUAAUUGCAAGUUUUUUACAGAAAAUUAUAGUUUCAACAACAGAAGUUGCUCUUUUAAGGUUUACAUACCAUCUCGAGUAGUUAUAGUGUUGGCAAAAGACGAUGGAAAUUAAACUUCAAGUUAAUCUGUUGUGUUAUCGAUGUAUUUUUAUUUGACGUUUUGUGUUUGGAAACGUUGAGUAAAUACACUCUUUUUUGUGUUGGAAACGUUGAGUAAAUACUUUUAUCACUAUAAAAUAUAAAAUCAUAGUUGUCAGUUUUAUUUAAAAAUUAACUUUUUAUACAGAUUAUAUUUAAAUUACUGAUAAUUUUUUUUCGAAU